AUGUCAAUUUCAUUUAGUUCAAUCCUCCAGGGUGGAUAUCAGCACCCCCUGGCACGCUCAUGGCAGGCUCGCAGCCAGCUGACAAAGUCAAUGUUCAUGUAUCCUAUCUUCAUCACCGAUGAUCCAGAUGCCAGCGUCGUCAUACCCUCACUGCCCGGUCAACGUCGCUGGGGUGUCAACCAGCUCGAAACCUUCCUUGGCCCAUUGGUUAAGAAAGGACUGAAAAGUGUCAUCCUCUUCGGUGUGCCUUUGAAUUGUGAAAAGGACGGCCGUGGCACCCCAGCAGACGAUCCGUCUGGACCCGUCAUCCAAGCUGUGAGAAAGAUCAGACUCUUAUUCCCAUCAUUGUACAUCGCCUGUGAUGUCUGUCUGUGCGAAUACACUUCACACGGGCAUUGCGGUCUGCUCCAUGCUGACGGCACCAUCAACACUAAGCCAUCCGUCCUACGUCUUGCAGAAGUGUCUGUCAACUACGCCAAGGCUGGCGCCCAUUGCGUAGCUCCCAGUGACAUGAUGGAUGGCCGCAUCAAGGCCAUUAAGCAGGCACUCAUUGACGCCGACUUAGCCAGCAAAUGCACCCUUAUGAGUUACUCAGCCAAGUUUGCGAGCGCAUUGUACGGCCCCUUCCGCGAUGCUGCCGGAUGCGCCCCGUCGUUCGGCGACCGCAAAUGCUACCAACUCCCUCCUACUGCCAAGGGACUCGCACGGCGUGCAAUACAACGAGACGUGGCAGAAGGCGCAGACAUCAUUAUGGUGAAACCUGCGCUUCCAUAUCUCGACAUCAUUUCGGAUGCCGCACAGCUCGCAUCAGACCAUCCCCUCGCUUGUUUUCAAGUCAGCGGCGAAUUCGCGAUGGUUCAUGCUGGUGCUGCUGCGGGCGUCUACGAUCUCAAAACAAUGGCAUUCGAGACCACGGAGAGUAUGGUCCGUGCAGGUGCUUCCUUGAUUGUGUCUUACUUCACGCCGGACUUCUUGGAUUGGUUGGAGGUAUAA
Molecule: messenger RNA, 993 nt
Organism: Suillus bovinus
Lineage: Eukaryota; Fungi; Basidiomycota; Agaricomycetes; Boletales; Suillaceae
Exons: 4
Coding region: 1-993 (330 amino acids)
Biological process (GO): heme biosynthetic process
Cellular component (GO): cytosol
Molecular function (GO): porphobilinogen synthase activity; zinc ion binding
Source: RefSeq, a predicted model, not a curated record